Molecule: messenger RNA, 5352 nt
Organism: Ornithodoros turicata
Lineage: Eukaryota; Metazoa; Arthropoda; Arachnida; Ixodida; Argasidae
Exons: 1
Coding region: 1-5352 (1783 amino acids)
Biological process (GO): DNA integration
Molecular function (GO): nucleic acid binding; zinc ion binding
Source: RefSeq, a predicted model, not a curated record
AUGCCCGUUGACCUGUUAGACGGCCUGAAGCGGUCACGAGCCGGGACCCGAGCAGCAGUCACUCGCACCGUCAAUCGACUACGUGAACCCCGGACAGGGGAGGUUUCCCUCGAAGAUGUUGAAGUCGACAUCGAGUAUUUAGUGGCGAGGAAGGCGGCGCUGCAAGACUUGGACAGUCAGAUCCUGGCGCUGACCGGCGAAGAGCAGUAUGACCAGGAAGUCCAAGGCAUCCUGGAAUGCGAGCAGCAGCUCGAAGCCGCCAUCACGCGCGCGAGGCGGGUCCUUCGAACGGCAGGACAGCUCACAUCGCCAGUUGCGCCGUCUGCCGCACUGGGCGAUUCCACUCCUAGAGAAUCAACCAGCCGUUCUGUUUCCUUGCCGAAGCUGCAAAUUCCAAAGUUCGGAGGGAAGUUGCAAGACUGGGCCAGGUUCUGGGAACACUUCCAGGCAACGAUCCACAACAACGGUGCGCUAGCUACAGUGGAGAAGUUUAAGUAUCUCCUGUGUUACGUUACCGAUGAGGCCAAGCGCGCUAUUGAUGGGAUCAGCCUUAGUGGAGCGAAUUACCAGAUAGCUGUUGACGCCCUGAAGCAGCGGUUCGGACGAACCGAUCUCCUUGCAGCCGAGCACAUCGACAAGCUGUUGUCGCUCCGCGCAGUGCAAGGUUCUGGGGACGUGACUCAGCUACGUCACUUGUUCGACGAAGUCUCGCGCCACACGAGGGCCCUGGAAUCACUGGAGAUUCCGCAGUCUAGCUAUGAUGUCGUGCUCUAUAGGGUUGUUACUCGCUGCCUUCCACCCGAUCUCUUCGUGCAGUUUCGGCAGAGAAGGAAGGAAUUGGUCUCUCCUAGCGAGAGCGGGACAGCCCCCUCCACAGAGUCUACUCGCAUAUCGCCCACUGCCGCGGAGGUUCGUGCACUGAUGGAUUUCCUACGCAUUCAAGUGGAAGCAAGGGAAGAAGUCGCUCUUCACCGGCCUCGGCAUACGCCUCCGGUCCACGCGGAAGACGAAGCGCCAGCCCCCUUUCCUUCGGCCGCAGCGCUGCCAGCUGGUGUGCGCACAGACUCCACACGCCCUGAUGGAGCUCCACCAGCACCGCCGUCCGAUCUCCCUUCGUGUGCCCUUUGCCGUGCGUGCGAUCACCGCACGGCGACUUGUCCAGCGCCGCUCACACCCGAGGGAAAACGGAGAAGCCUCACGUCAGCGCGUCGAUGCUUCCGCUGUGCCAAGCGGAACCACUUGGCCCGUCAGUGUCGCUCUUCAGCUAGUCUCACGUGUACCAGAUGCAACGGACAACAUCUGACUGUGCUCUGCGACAUACAACCGAAACGCGAAGCGCGAGAGCGCACCGCCGGGAUCGUUGGAUCGGCUUCAUCAUCGCCAGCGCAGACACCUGAAAUCCAAGCCACCACCGCGUCAACCUCGUCUACUGUCACAUUUCUGCAGACCGCUGUGGUUCAGGUUGCCGGCCCUGGCGGAUCCGCGUCCGUACGUAUUCUUCUCGACAACGGAAGUCAGAGAACAUUCAUCACCGAGGAACUCGCUCAGCGGCUUCGAUGCCCGGGAUUGGCAUCCGAAAACAUGUCGAUCUUUGCGUUUGGCUCCACGCAACCGUCCACGCAUCGCACAUACCAGAAGGUGUCCCUGCGUAUCGAUGGCUUACAUCAGUCGUUGGAAGUAGAGGCCAUCGCUAUACCACAGAUCUGCAGGUCGCUCAGCCCACCUGUGGAUGCCCGGAUCUUGCAAAUGCUACACGAUCGUGGUCUCUCUCCGGUCACAACGACUUGUCUAUCGCAGAACGUCGACGUGCUGAUAGGCGCGGACUACUACUGGCGAUUUGUGUCUGGCAGAAUAGAGCGCCUUCCCAACAAUAUCACAGCCGUCGAAACGGUAUUUGGGUGGAUCGUCCAAGGUGUUGCCCCACUGCGUUCCUCGCUACCAGACUAUCCCGCCACCACGUCACUUUUGUGCUGCACGAACGACGCGCCCGAGCAUGAGCUGACGAACCUGUGGCGACUAGAUGCAUUAGGUAUCAUGGAUUCUGACGUAGCUGCUCCCACCGCAGCGGCAGACCUCCAAAUGUUUCAAGAGAACAUCAAGUGGCAGACAGAUCGGUACGAGGUUCCCCUCAUGAUCCAGGCGCCUGGGCUACCACCAGAGGCACACAAUCGGGUAACCGCCGAGACGAGACUCAACGCUCAACUCCGGCGGUUCCGAAUGGCACCCGACGUUCUCAAGCAGUACGACGCCACAAUGCGCGAAUACUUCGUCGAAGGGCAUGCCGAACCAGUCUCUGGCCCAGACCCAACCAGGAACGUGUACUACCUGCCCCACCAUGCCGUUAUACGUAUGGAGGCCGUCACGACCAAGGUCCGCAUAGUCUUCGACGCCUCGUCCCAUGUUCCCGGCCAACCGUCUCUUAAUGAGGUUCUGUCGAAGGGUCCCAACUUAAACAGCAACCUCCUCCAUCUCCUCAUCACGUUUCGGUCUUCUCCCAUUGUCUUGACCGCCGACAUUCGCAAGGCGUAUCUUCAAAUUCAGAUCCGACCAGAGGACCGAGACGCCCUCCGCUUUCUGUGGAUCCAGGAGCUACCGUCAUCAUCCAACCCUUAUCCUGCGACUCAGGAGUGGAGGAUGACCAGAGUCCCGUUCGGAGCAUCGUCCAGCCCCUUCCUACUCGCGGCAACUCUGCACCAUCACUUCGACGCGGUCGCUUCGCGAUACCCAGCCACCGCAGCUCGCCUCCGCACCAGCUUCUAUGUUGACGACCUAGUAAUUGGCUGCGACGACGUGCAAGAUGCCGAGACGAUAUAUGCCGAGACCAGAGCUGUCCUGCGGGACGCAGGGAUGGAAAUCCGAAAAUGGGCAGCGAACUCCACCGCACUUCAACAGAAAUUUCUCGCAGACGAAACUGCCUACGAUAACGUCGGUUGUACAAACCCAGUGCUUCGUAUCUUAGGUGUACCAUGGGACAGACAGGCGGACGUCAUCCUAGCACCAGUCACCGCGGUUCACGAAUUCGCGCAGAAAAAUGAGCCCACGAAGUGCACGGUGCUCAGGACCUUUUCUAGACUGUACGAUCCUUUGGGUUUGCUCCUUCCCUUUACGGUCACCGCGAGGCUCUUGUUUCAAGCAAUGUGGAAGGAAGCAGUUCCUUGGGACCAACCCAUGCACCCCCAGACACACCAAGCUUGGCGCGAAUGGGUACGCGGCCUUCCCGCGCUCUCCACAAUGCAAGCACCGAGAUCUCCCUUCAAUCCGGCCGGCACCGUCCCAGACCUUCACAUCUUUGCAGACGCAAGCCCGCGGGCCUACGGAGCGGUUGCAUACGUACGCACCCACAAGGCUCCCGGGGGUGUCAGCUCCCACCUGCUCAUCGCCAAAGGUCGCAUUGCACCACUGAAGACGGUCACUCUUCCGCGUUUGGAGCUCCUUGGCUGCCUUCUCGCCGCUAGACUGUUCAAGAGCAUCUGCGACGUCAUACCUGCCCUGCAGUCACGGGUCACGUUGUGGACGGACUCUCAGAUUGCACUGCACUGGAUAAAGAAUGGGAAGAUGACUCAGUCGCAGAAUCCUCAGUUGGUCGAGGGGCGCUUACGAGAGAUUCGCCAGCUCACGGACCCGGCUAGAUGGUGUCACUGCGACGGGAAAAGCAACCCCGCUGACUUGCUCACGAGGGGAAUCACCGCGACUGAGCUGCUCCACAGCAAGCUGUGGUGGACCGGUUCACCCUGGUUAUUUGGCAACGUGGAUGGUCUCGUCGCGGCCCAAAACACAUCUCCGCAUUUCCGGAUCGAGGAGACCUGUUGCGCCAUCGCCGUUCAGCAUCGGGACCCCCUUCUUCAACUCGAAGAUCACAGCUCCCUUAACCGCGUGCUCCGUGUGACAGCGUACGUGCUCAGGUACAUCAACAACACCCGGAAACCCCAGUCGAAACACAGCGGCUCACUCUCAGCGGAGGAGCUACACUCAGCAGAGCUGCUCUGGGUCCGUUGGACUCAGUUGGAAUCUUUCCCCACUGAAAUCGAGGACCUACAGACGAGACGCCCCAUCUCUUCUUCAUCGGCCGUUUUGCUAUUGAACCCGUAUAUCGACGAGAAUUCAUUACUCCGCGUCGGUGGUCGUCUGAGGUACGCCGACGAAAGCGACAGCGUACGGCACCCCAUCCUUCUGCCGUCCAGACACAGAUUCACAGAGCUGCUCGUGCUCGACAUGCACUGUCGUCUACACCACACAGGAGUUCAAGACACACUCUGUGAAAUUCGCCAGAAGUAUUGGAUUGUAAGGGGUCGACAGACGGUUCGUCGCGCUCUUCAUACGUGUCUACAGUGCAAACGACGACGACUGGAUCCGGAAACAGCACCUGUCGCUCCUCUCCCGCGGGAAAGGAUCACACCCACGAGUCCCUUCGACGUAGUAGGGGUGGAUUUUGCUGGACCGCUCUAUGCAUUUGACAAUAACGAACAGCGGAAGGCGUACAUCGUCCUUUUCUCAUGUGGCGUUACCCGCGCGAUCCACCUCGAAUUGGCGACCGGGAUGUCCACUCAACACUUCCUCGGCGCAUUUAGGCGUUUUGCGUCCCGACGCGGGGUUCCGUCACUGAUCAUGUCAGACAACGCACGCACCUUCCAUCAGACGUCACGGAUUCUCUCCACCGCGUCCUCAGAAGUGCAAGAUUUUGCCUCCAGGAAUCGCAUCAAAUGGAGGUUUAUUGUCGAGAGAGCACCCUGGUGGGGCGGGUGGUGGGAGAGGAUGGUCAGAUGCGUGAAGGACUCCCUCAGGCGUUGCUUAGGAAGGCGCCAUUUGACGUAUGAAGAUCUCACAACGGCCUUAUGCGAAGUAGAAUGCAUAGUGAAUUGCCGGCCGCUGACGUAUGUGGAUUCCGAUCCCGCCGCCCUGCACCCUUUGACUCCUGCAGACUUCCUCGUAGGGAAGCGCUUGACUGCCACCCCAACACCGGGCGAAGUUGCACAGCCGUUGGACGCUGGGAGACUCAAGCAUUACUUGAAAGCACAGGAUAGUCUUCGCCAGCAGUUCUGGAACAGGUGGCGCAAGGAAUACCUCUUCCAGCUGAGAUCGGCGCAUAUGGCGAGACGGGACCCGGAGAGUCAACUGAGGGUCGGAGACGUGGUCAUCAUCCACGAAAGAGGACCGCCGCUACUCUGGAAGCUCGGCCGCGUAACUCAGACCAUUCCCGGACGCGACGGUGUCGUUCGUGCCUGUGCGGUCAUGCUGGCCAACAAGACCAUUCUUCACCGUCCCGUGCAGUUGCUGCACCGCUUGGAAGGGGAUAUCGCACCACCCGUGGCCCGGGAGGAUGUGGAAGAAAGAGGAGGAGGAGAGGGCUCUUAG